CCACUUCCUACUAUCUGCAAUGAAUGUUGGGCGUUCUGAUCGUGGAGUUUAUGGGGUAACACUUGUAUAAAGCAAGAAUGAUGGAUUGUUCCAACUCGAGCAGCAAUGACGACCCCCAGUUGAUAACAGAGACCCUCAAUUUUGAUGAAACAACAUUUUCAGUUCUUCCAGUGAUAGUAGAUGGUCAAACAAUCAGCCUUGCUGACCUAACGUCAGACUCGCUUGAAGCAGAGACGCUAUUGUCUGUGCCGUAUGGACCCACCAUCAUCACACUCAAUGAUGGAACCCAUGCCAUCGUACCAGACAUGCUACAAACAGCUAGUGAUGUGGUGCCUGUAGACGACUGUGGAUCUACAUCUUUAGUUGCAACUAAAAUAGAGCAGAAGCUGGAGAUAGAACCCACUGAGGAGGAUGAGAUUGUCAAUGUGGACUCAGAAGAGAAUGUGGAUAAAGAAGAAGAGGUGGAAGAAGAACCCAUGAAUCUGCCAGUGCUACUAACAGAAGAUUCAUCUUCUGCUUUGCUGGAAGCUCAUGUUUUGCAGCUUGAUGGAGGAACUCUUGCUUACAUACACUCUCAGCCCCAAGAUGGUAGCCAAGCAGUGGAGCUGGAGGAUGGCACAGUCGCGUACAUCACCCUGACACAGCAAACACAGGACCUACAAGUGGUGGAGCCUGAACCUCCAGUCAAGAAACAGAAGAGCUUCAUGUGUCCACAGGAAGGCUGCGGCAGACUUUACACCUCCUCUCAUCAUCUCAAGGUUCAUGAGCGGACACACACAGGCAGUAAGCCGUACAUGUGCGUCAUUGAUGGUUGUGGGAAAGCGUUCUCGACGGACUACAGUCGUAAAGCUCAUGUCCGCACGCACACCGGCGAGAAACCGUACAAAUGUCCAGAGAACCUCUGCACCAAGAGCUUUAAAACUUCCGGAGAUCUUCAGAAACACAUACGCACCCAUACAGGUGAACGUCCGUUUGUUUGUCCUGUAGAAGGCUGUAAUCGAUCUUUCACAACCUCUAACAUUCGGAAAGUUCACAUCAGAACACACACAGGUGAACGGCCUUAUGUCUGCAACGAGCCGUACUGUGACAAAGCGUUUGCUUCUGCGACAAAUUACAAAAAUCACAUUCGCAUUCACUCAGGAGAGAAGCCGUAUGCUUGUAAUGUCGAGGGUUGCAACAAGAGGUUUACUGAAUACUCUUCCCUAUACAAGCAUCACAUGGUGCACACACAAGAAAAACCUUACCAGUGCAAUGUCUGUGGUCGUAGUUAUCGUCAGGUCUCUACGCUGACUGUUCACAAACGGACAUCUCAUGGUGUGAUAGAAGCAGAUGAUGGGACAGAAAUUGUACUAGGAAAUGUGUUUACACAAAAAGUGCUUAAAAAUGCAAAUACCUCCAACCCUAAGAAAAUCAAACGCAUCAAAACAAUCACUACUAAUCUGCUGAGUACAAAUGAUGGAGACUACAUUGUAGACAGUGGAGGCUCCAUACAGAGGAUAUCUAGUGAACAAAUCUUCAUAAUUGAGGACAUCCCUGAACACCUUAGAGCAUUACAGCACAUAACAGAUCCUGAUGAUGAAGAGUUGCAAGCUGCGUUGGACCCCUUACAGGAGCAAUAAUAAACAUCGGGUUAGUGUCUCAUUGAUGGCCGAACAUAGUAUGUGUCCAAUACUGUGUCAAGCUACACUCACAAGUAUAAUCAAACUAGAUAAUGAAAUUGAUCAACAAAAAUGGCUGUGCAUAUUUAUAGUUUGUCGAAGAAGCAUUUAAACAAAUAUGUUUACUUCUUCGACAGUAAAAAGUUCCUUUAUACAGGAAUUUAUACAGAAUUUAUUAUGGAAACCAGGUACUAAACGGUGUGGAACCUGGUUUCCAUAUAAUAUAGUAGACAAUAUUGGUUUAAGUCAUAAGUAUAACCAGUGCUCGAUUUGUUAAAAAAUGAGGUGCCGUAACCGUAACCUAUUUAAUGUGACUAGUACCUAUUUUUGCCAAUAUUUUUACUUUCUCCUGCUAUACCAUAGUAUAUGGAGAAAGUAUUGUUUUAUCUUUCCGAAAGAGAGCAACUGGAACGCUGUUCUGCCUCAAAUCGAACACUGAGUAUAUAACUUCUUGGGAUGCAGGUACUAGACGAUUCAUUUGCGCUUCUUAGUCCAUUUAACAAACUGGUUAAAAUUUAUUUUAGGAAAUUUGAAUCUGUAUUUUCAAACAGAUCCUACUCCGUAUGAACCAAAAGACUUAUUGAUUUUAGAUCAAUGAUCAUUGUUUGACUUCAGUUUACUUUAUUGUAUCAUUACUGUUUUUUUUAGUGUAGCACAAGAAAGAAUAAUAAACAAUGUGCCAUGUGUAAAUACAACUAAAUACUUUGUAGAAAAUCGUGUUGUAAAAAAAGGAUAUUUUAACUUUUGUUACCCUUAAGCAAUUAGUAGUAGAUAUAUUUAUUUAUAAUUAGUUUUCAUUAUUUCUGUGCAGUUAUUCUUUAUAAAUGUAUAACUUCAAAAGUGAAUGAUAAAAUAACAAUUAAAACCUAUUUGGAGUUUAAAAUACUUUUUUAGGAAUUAUUUUUGUUUAACCAUUGAAUUGGACUUCCCUGAAUACAUGCUAUUUUUCUUAACCAAGUGCUGUGAACUUUAUAGAUCAAACACAAUUUAUUUGAAAUGUAGGCUACACUGAAUAAAGUGCAGCAAUGUUGCAUGGUAGCAACAUUCUUUAGAUUAGCAAAUUUUCACCUUCAAUUGUACUGACAUACACUUAAGUUAUUUUUAACCAAUCGACCACUCAAACAUGUUUGUUUCCAUAAUUGAGCCGCUACAAAUGCUUGACACUUGUAUAAAUCUCUAUGUCUGAUUUCUAAGGUCAACGGAAAUCUUGAAUAAGAACUUGAAAUGAAGUGCUUAACUUCUGCAAGAAUUCCUUUUAUGCUUAAAAUACCAUUAAUAUUAAGAGAACUGAAGCCGUGAAUAUACGUAGCAUAAAUUCAUAUACAUAAACUAGCUGGAUUUAUUAAUUAAUAUAUUGUUAUAUAUUGUAAAUAAAGAUUUUAU
This is a messenger RNA of Macrosteles quadrilineatus (aster leafhopper), 3041 nucleotides long. RefSeq names its product zinc finger protein 76-like. Gene Ontology annotation, biological process: regulation of transcription by RNA polymerase II. Gene Ontology annotation, molecular function: DNA-binding transcription factor activity, RNA polymerase II-specific; RNA polymerase II cis-regulatory region sequence-specific DNA binding. The record is from RefSeq and is a predicted model, not a curated record. Bases 78 to 1619 code for a protein of 513 amino acids. The transcript is spliced from 13 exons. Lineage: Eukaryota; Metazoa; Arthropoda; Insecta; Hemiptera; Cicadellidae.